Phlebotomus papatasi is the source of this 1692-nucleotide messenger RNA. RefSeq names its product excitatory amino acid transporter 2-like. Gene Ontology annotation, cellular component: plasma membrane. NCBI's taxonomy places the organism in Eukaryota, Metazoa, Arthropoda, Insecta, Diptera, Psychodidae. The coding region runs from base 101 to 1225 and encodes 374 amino acids. The record is from RefSeq and is a predicted model, not a curated record. The transcript is spliced from 2 exons. Gene Ontology annotation, biological process: L-glutamate transmembrane transport. Gene Ontology annotation, molecular function: glutamate:sodium symporter activity; L-glutamate transmembrane transporter activity; neutral L-amino acid transmembrane transporter activity.
AGUCCCAAUAGAGAUUCUGCAAAUCACAGGAGAGGAGAUAAAUUGGUUAGUUGCAGUCAAAGAUUCACAGUGAGUGGAAGUUCAGUUGAAGACAGUGGAAAUGGUUGAGAUUGAGGAAGGCAAGAAGUCAUGGAUCAGGAGGAAUCUUAUGUUAGUGUUGACUCUGGUUGGUGUAGUUACUGGAGUUUUGCUCGGAUUCUCUCUAAAAGCUCUUCACUUAAAUCCUGAUUACAUCAUGUUAAUCUCAUAUCCUGGGGAGCUCUUCAUGCGCUUCUUAAAGAUGAUUAUUUUACCGUUGCUGAUUUCUUGCUUGAUCUAUGGAACUGCAAGUUUAAACAUUGCAGCUAAUGGGAAGAUUGCUGUGAGGACUCUUGUCUACUUUGUGUGUAGUUCAGUAAUUGCUAUAAGUAUUGGCCUGUGCCUGGUAGUUAUCAUACGACCAGGAGUAGACAGCACAGCCACUGUAAUCGUCAGUGAGCCAAGAAAACCUGCUGCUAAUCCACAAGUGAAACUCUUGGACACUUUUCUCGAUCUCGGACGCAACCUAUUUCCAGACAAUCUCUUCAGAGCCACAUUCCAACAGACGUACACUGCUCAGGAAUCUCAGAGAUCUCUCAAAUUUCGAGAUGGUACUAAUAGUAUGGGAAUUGUAUUCUUCUGUCUUCUACUAGGAGGAAUUUUGGGUACUCUUGGAGAGCGUGGAAAGACUACCAUUGCCUUUUUUCAAGGAACUCUUGAAGCUACAAUGAAGAUUGUUCGUGGAGGAAUGUGGAUGGCUCCAAUUGGAGUUUGUAGUAUUAUAGCGGGAAAGAUUCUAGAAGUGGAAAAUCUCAGCAUAGUUUUAGCUCAGUUAGGAAAGUUCAUUUUAACAACUUGUAUCGGGGAAGCUAUCUAUCAGCUUAUCGUUCUUCAAGCAUACUACUAUGUCAUCAUCAGGAAGAAUCCUUUCAAGUUUUACAUCCAACUUUUCGAUCCUGUGAUCGCAGGAUUUGCUACUUGUUCAACCGUUGCUACACUUCCCAUAACAAUGAGAACUCUGAAUGAUGUUGUGAAAAUCAAUCCUCGUAUCACGAGGUUUGUCCUACCUCUGGCAUGUUCUAUGAAUACCGAUGGGGCUGCAAUGUUCAUGGUGAUCUCUUCGGCUUUCCUGGCUCAGAUGCAGGGUAUUGAACUGGGACUUGGAGAAUUGAUAACUCUAUUGGUCAUCACACGAUCCUAUCUCUAGCUAUUGGAAGUGUCCCUAGUGGAGCUGUUGUGCUAGUUGUCGUAAUUCUAUCAACAAUAGAUGUUCCUGCAGAUCAGAUAACCAUUUUGUUUACGGUUGAAUGGUUCCUGGAUAGAGUACGCACUACCAACAACAUCCUGACGGAUUGCUAUGCAUCAGCAAUUGUUGAACAUUUGUCCAGGAAGGAGUUGGAGAAGCAAGAAUCAGAAGAACAAGAAACAAUGCUGCAGACAGUUGCCGUUGACAAAACACCAUUAAGUUAAUUUUACAAUUUUAUUUUCAUUUCAACUACACUUUUUUCCCCGGGAUUUCUGUCUUUAACAAAAGUUUAUUCACAUUUUUUUUCUAUUUUAUUUUUUCAAAGCAAUUUUCGUUUUUUGUGUAAUUCAGAGAGAGUCAACUACUGGCCGUGAUUUCAAAUGAAGACACUUAUUUGCCGAUUGAAAUAGAUCUCAUCUCUGCUUUAA